This is a messenger RNA of Taeniopygia guttata (zebra finch), 14450 nucleotides long. The record is from RefSeq and is a predicted model, not a curated record. Lineage: Eukaryota; Metazoa; Chordata; Aves; Passeriformes; Estrildidae.
GGCGCGCUGUGGCUGCGCUCCCCGGGGAUGCUGCGGGGCUGGGGCUGAGCGCUGGCAGCAUCCCUCUUCCCCCACCCCCGGAGCAUCGCUCCUGCUGGAGGCAUUUGGUGCGCGCUGCUUUUUCCUGUGCGAGGAUUAGGGACCGGGAGAAUGGCUUUGUGAGGAAGCUCGGAGAGUGGGAGCUGAAGAGAGGCUGAACAGAGGGGCCGAAAGACUUUAGCCUUUCAUAGUUCUUUCAGUCAGUUCAUUCUCAGAGACCAAUUGCAUGCGAUACGGCAGCUGGGGGUUUUGUUUUCCUUUCAGCUGUGUACUGUAGGAGAAGCUGAUAGCUGAUCAGCUUCCCUGGAUUUCGCUGACGCCACAGGAAAGCUUUGCCUGAAGAUGGAAACACUGGAGUCAGAACUGACCUGCCCUAUCUGUCUGGAGCUGUUUGAAGACCCGCUGCUGCUGCCUUGCGCUCACAGCCUCUGCUUCAACUGCGCGCACCGCAUCCUUGUCUCCCACUGCGCCACCAACGAGCCGGUGGAGUCUAUCACCGCCUUCCAGUGCCCGACCUGCCGCUAUGUCAUCACCCUUAGCCAGCGCGGUCUAGACGGGCUCAAGCGCAACGUCACCCUGCAGAACAUCAUCGACAGGUUUCAGAAAGCCUCCGUCAGUGGGCCCAAUUCCCCCAGCGAGACCCGCCGGGAGCGGGCGUUUGAUAACAACAGCAUGUCGUCCUGCGAGAAGGUCCUCUGCCAGUUCUGCGACCAGGACCCUGCCCAGGAGGCGGUGAAAACCUGUGUUACCUGCGAGGUGUCCUACUGCGAGGAGUGCCUGAAAGCCACUCACCCCAAUAAGAAGCCAUUCACUGGCCACCGUCUCAUCGAGCCUAUCCCAGACUCUCACAUCAGGGGAUUAAUGUGCUUGGAGCAUGAGGACGAGAAAGUUAACAUGUACUGUGUGACUGAUGACCAGUUAAUUUGUGCCUUGUGUAAACUGGUCGGGCGACACCGUGACCAUCAGGUGGCAGCUUUAAGUGACCGCUAUGACAAGCUAAAGCAAAAUUUGGAGAGUAACCUCACCAACCUUAUUAAGAGGAACACUGAACUGGAAACUCUUCUGGCAAAACUCAUUCAGACCUGUCAACAUGUAGAAGUAAAUGCAUCCCGCCAAGAAACCAAGCUGAUGGAAGAAUGUGAUCAACUAAUUGAAAUAAUCCAGCAAAGACGGCAAAUAAUUGGAACCAAAAUCAAAGAAGGAAAGGUGGUGAGGCUGAGAAAACUGGCUCAGCAGAUUGCGAACUGCAAACAGUGCAUUGAGCGCUCGACAUCCCUCAUCUCUCAGGCUGAGCAGUCACUGAAGGAGAACGAUCACGCCCGCUUCCUGCAAACAGCUAAAAAUAUCACUGAAAGGGUUUCCAUGGCAACUGCAUCCUCCCAGGUUCUAAUUCCUGAAAUUAAUCUCAAUGAUACUUUUGAUACUUUCGCACUUGAUUUUACCAGGGAGAAGAAAUUGUUGGAAUGCCUUGAUUACCUUACAGCUCCCAACCCACCAACCAUUCGAGAAGAGCUCUGUACAGCCUCCUAUGAUACCAUUACUGUGCACUGGACAUCAGAUGAUGAGUUCAGUGUGGUUUCUUAUGAGCUGCAGUACACCAUCUUCACUGGACAAGCCAAUGUUGUUAGUUUAUGCAACUCAGCCGACAGCUGGAUGAUUGUUCCUAAUAUCAAACAAAACCACUACACGGUGCACGGGUUACAGAGUGGCACGAAGUACAUCUUCAUUGUCAAGGCCAUUAACCAGGCUGGCAGCCGCAGCAGCGAGCCUGGCAAGCUCAAGACAAACAGUCAGCCAUUUAAACUGGACCCCAAAUCUGCUCAUAGAAAACUGAAAGUGUCUCAUGAUAACUUGACAGUGGAACGAGAUGAAACAUCAUCCAAAAAAAGUCACACACCAGAGCGAUUCACAAGCCAAGGGAGCUACGGAGUAGCUGGCAACGUGUUCAUCGACAGCGGGCGGCAUUACUGGGAAGUGGUGAUAAGCGGGAGCACAUGGUAUGCUAUUGGUAUUUCCUACAAAUCAGCACCAAAGCACGAGUGGAUUGGAAAGAAUUCUGCCUCCUGGGUGCUUUGUCGCUGCAAUAACACGUGGGUGGUGCGGCACAACAGCAAAGAAAUCCCCAUCGAACCCGCACCUCACCUCCGGCGGGUUGGCAUUUUGCUGGACUACGACAACGGUUCCCUUGCCUUUUAUGAUGCUUUGAACUCCUUACACCUUUACACUUUUGACAUUACAUUUGGCCAGCCAGUGUGCCCCACGUUCACGGUGUGGAAUAAAUGUUUGACCAUUAUAACUGGCUUGCCUAUCCCUGACCACCUAGAUUCCUCCGAGCAGCUCGCGUGAGUGCUAAAAGCCAAAAGGUAGGACAGCACAUCUUCCCAGGGCGGCCAGGCGGGGCCACCAGGAGCUUACUCAGAGCUGGCAGAUCCAUGUGGCAUCCCAGACAAUGCUGCCAAAUUUGGGCAAAACUGACAAGGAGAGAAAAUCUCUUCCUGUGUAUUUUGUACUGAAGGACAAGAAGUGGCUUUAAUAAUAUCUUAGAACUUUUUUUUCAGUUGAUUUUGUUUGGUUGGUUUUGUAUUUCAUCUCUUAUAGGAAGAUUUGUAAAUUAUUUAUAAAAAUGGAAAAAAAAAAGCUAAAGCCUAGUAUGGACAUCUGGGAUAUGACUUCUUGUUUUUUUGAGGGGAGGGGUUUUUUUGCACAUUGGUGGUCCUGUUAAUUAAAGUUUCAUCAGCCUUUUGAAUAAUUUUAUUUUACAGUGGAUAAUAUAAGAAAAUUGGAAAGAUGAAAACUGCAUAGUGGACAAGUCAGUAUACUGCAGGUUUUACUUGUACCAACAUUACUGGUCUCAUUACCAGCCUUGUUGAGUGCAAGAGCUCUCAAUUUCUACUCUGCACAUGGGAGUGUGCAGACCAAAAGAACAAAAAUAAGCAAGCGAGGAAGUGGAGCUCGCCACCACAGCAAAAGAAUAAAGUUUAAUUUACUUCUGUUCACAGGGCAAUGCUCUCUCAGUUCAUAAAAAACAUGUGGAGUAUCUCCUAGAAAUGUGAGUGGAUAAAUCAUCUGGUGAUUUUUUUUUUAUUGAUGGCAAUAUUCCCAUCUAUCAGUGCUUCAUUUUCAUCUUUGGAAAACAUUAUAGAAUCAUUGAGGAUGUGGAAGAUCGAUACCAUCUCUGAGAACCCACAGCACUGGAGGAGAACAGCUAAUCCAAGGUCUGACUGUAGACUAAUUUGAUAAAGCACGGCAUCAUUUAAAGAUUGAUUGUAAUAGAAGAUGUCACAGUUCUGAUGAUAGACAUGUGAAUGCUUAUUGCUGAUUUUACAAGGUUCAACAUAGCAAGCCCAGCCAACAACUCGGAAGUGAGACAUGCACCACUUUACCAUUGGUUUUAAAUUAAAUACAAAUGUUUCAUUGUCAUACACUGUGUAGUGUCUAUAACAAAGCAAGGAAAUCUGUUUUGCAUGUGCUGUAUGGAGAAACACUGCAGCUGGAGUUUGCUCAUAGUAAUCAUUGUUCCAGGUUGUUUGGGAAAGCACAGUUCACUUUGCAAAUGAAAAGUAAAGAGUAAGAUUUCAACAGCAGUAGAAAUCUGCAUAGGGAGACCCUAUGUUCAUCCUGGUGUUGGUAGAAGAGCUUCAGUGAAGGCAAUAGAGGUUCUACGUACUUUAUCUCAGAGCUGAAUCGGUGCAUUUUUUUUCUCUUUCCCUUUACAGAUAAAAGCUUUUUGUAAUUAUUGCAAUGAUUAUGUAUAAAGGAACAUUUUGGGAGACAGUUGAGGCAUAUGGCAACUUUAAAAGAAUGGUUUUCCUACAGUAUUUUGUUAUUACUAUGCAAGUGGUGAAUAUAUCUGCCUGUAUAGAAAAAAGAUAAACUGAAUAUCAGCUUUAAAGAUUUGCUCAGUAAUUUAUAAUCAUGCUUUAGGUAUCUUUUGAAAAAGAUGCCUUAAUGCACUUUGUUCAGUAAUGGGUCCAAAAUAAAAUGGUCCCAAGCUCAGUUUCAGAUUUUUUAAAUACUGAUUCUCCAGGUGUAAAGCUCUACUACAGUUUGCCUUAUGAUUAUAUCAAAAAUUUAUGAACAAAAUGAGGAGAAUAUGUACAUGCCUGUUUGUUUCUUUUUAAUAGAGAAUAAAUGCCUUUCCAUGUUUCUUUGAUUUCCAUUUACAUGCCUGGCUAACUGCUGAAAUAAAUGGAGAAAAAUCUGGCAGUUCAUUGCUGAUACCAUGGCUUUCAGCUGGGCAACAUCCCAUAGUUCACAGGUAGGAGCCACUGAUCUUUCCCAAGUAGACGUAAAGAGGCAAAGUGUGUACAUACAGUGAACCUCAGUGUUUAUCAUAGGGUCAUUAAUAAUCAAGAAAUGUAUACCCUCAAAAAUGAAAAAGUAAAUCAGUCCCCAAGCAUUCAUUACAUUUUAAAACUGAGUACAAUGCUACUUGUACAAUCUGAUUUACAAUGCCCAGAUGAUCUGGCCUAGGAUAUUUGGGAGCUAGCUGAGAUGGUAUGAAAAUCUUGAAAAUGAGUUGACAGAUGUCUGAUGCAAAGCAGUGAUAAAAGGAUGCAUGAAGAAAGGACCUUUAUUCUAGGGUUAUUGCCAAGUUUCUGCCUAAAAGUAAAGAGGGAAUUACCAAAGUACAUGUAGCAAGGUUGUGUAUCUUCUCUUUUGCAAGAAAUAUUAGAUCUAGAAGCUGAUUUCAGUAGUGGAUAAACUGAAAACUCUGCUCAGUGUUUAGUUAUACAAUGUUGGCAGAGAUGGAGCUGCAUGGAAAUAGUACCAUGAAUUUGGAGAGGUCCCAAAUGAUUUCACAUAUUUUCAUUGUGAAGAUAGAGCAUGAGUCUAAAGACAGAUUGUGGUUUUGGCCAAUAGAAAAAGGAUGGUAUUUUAUCUACAGACCUUGUUGUAUCAUCUUUAUUAUGACAAAGAAUAUUUCAUCCGGAGCUAAGCCACAUUUCUCUGAUGUCCUAUUAACUCAGUCAGUGCUCUGUGUGCAUAUGUGUUUGUGUAUAUAUGUACACAUAUGUAUGGGUAUACACAUACCAGCAUAUGCACAAAUAUAGUGUGUCAUUUGUGUAUACACACACAUAUGUAUAUACACAUACAAAGUGACAGCAGUUAGUCAGGUGUUCCUUUUUUGCUUGUUUCUUGGACAAUUUCAUAUUCCGUAUGACAGUGAGGAAACAAGUUUGCUAUGAACAGUAUUCUUCUGGACAUUUUUUAACAAACAAAAUCUGUUUAUUUUACAAUACUUGAUUCAAUGCCUGAUUAAUCAAUAAAAACUUCCAUUUGAAAAUGUAGCUUCUGUGGUCUGUGGCAUUUUGCAUGGUCCAUAAUAAUGAAUUGAAAUCUGGGAGAGCAAGUAAUCCUUGUAUGAAAAUAAAAUAUGGUACUUUAAUGUAGCAUGCAGUCUUAGAUGAGGACUUUUCCCUUUUUUUUGAAAGUUUUGUGACUCGCAGUGAGGUAACAUUUUAUAAUGGUGUGUUUAGCAAAUGCAGAUUUUUGAGGAAUAAUCUGCUAAGAUGCAAGCAAUGAAAGUGGUAGAUAUACCAUUGUGUUGGUAUAAUGAAUGUUUCAAGUGUGCUUAGAACUCAAUUUAAGGUUCAGCAGAAUUACAGCAAAUAAUAACACAUUCUCUUUAGAAGAUAGUAGCAGCUCAGAGUAGUGUUGAGCUUGAGGAAAUGCAAGGGUGGGGGACUAUUUUUCUCUGAGAUGAGAUAAGAUUUUCCAUGUGUUUGACUUUUAUGUGUUAAUGCACACCUAAUAGGGAAAAAAAUCGUUCUGAAAUGGGCAAUAUGGCAUAAAUUAUUUAGUAGACUGUCUCCAGUCUACUGUAUUUUCCCAUUGUUGGCUUUCAGAGAGCAAUAAAGUUGCUGCUUUUUCUGCCAUUAGUUUAUUUUUUAUGGGUUUUGGGUAUCCCAGUUUUCAAUUGCUCAACAAAGAGACUCUCAUUUAUGAGAGGAUCUUAAGGGUAGGAAGAACAAAAGUCUCUCAGGUCUGGGUACACUGUGAAAAGCAGGAAAUCUGCAAGUACAGGUGAAAACACAUUUUUCAUUAUUUUAGCAAUAGUAGGUCACUAAGCACCAGUGUGCAUCAUCUAUUUUAGUCCUGUGUCUUAAUUGUAAACACUAUAUUCUUUACAUAUUAGAAAAUGCAACAGGACGCUACUGAGAGUACAAAUUAGGAUGUCAGCUCAUUAACCAGUUCAUUUUGAGAUGGCCAGCCUUUAUGGCACCAUGCAGGACUGUGGGAGAUUACAUUAAAAUAUUAUUGAAUAACACAGUAAAUAUUUCUUUUUAAAUUAUUCGUAUAAAACAGAUGUCUAGUAGUUAGCAUAUUCUGCUUUUAACUGCAGCAGCACAAUUUUCAGAAAAGCCCGUGAAACAAAACAAAGUGAGGAUUGCUAGUGGCUCUCAUCUGUGGUACCAAAACUGAGGGUAUUCAAUGAGUUGGAAAUGCUGUUUUAGUUUGUGGUUGAGGAGUGAAGAGGAGCUGACCCACACAGGAACUGCACACCAGUACCUCAGUAACUGCCAGGGCACACCUGGCCUGAAGGCCUUGGGUCAGUGGGGCAGCUUUGGGAAGCUGGUGAUAAACAAAAAUGUGCACAAGUUGCUUAUGGAGUGAUGUGCUGGGAGUUUAACUGUUACACCAUUUCUGAUGUAUUUUCACAUACUGCUCUUUGCAAUAGUGGAAGUGUGUCUUGAGAUAGAUGGAUGUAUUUUACUCCUGUAAAAUACUUUCCUGUCUUUCAGAGUUGGUUGCCCAAUUAGAAACAAGCACAAUGUUUUUGUCUUCUCCACAUUGAGGAAAGUCCUGCUCACUUCCAAGUGCUGAUGUUGAGCUAUUUGUAUUUAAUGUGCUUUCUGAAAUUAAAGAAAUCCUCCUUACUUUUUAAGUUUUGAUUUAGUAUUAAAUUUUCAUGUAAAAAAUUAAGAGGCUAAAGAGCAAUGAUGUUAACAAUGCUUUCAGUGUGGGCUAGACUCUUACUUUGGACUGUGACGUUUAGGGCAUCUGUGUACAUAAAUCAAAUCUCUGUGCCAGAACAGAUUAAAUUGUCAUUCAUGUGGGAGUUGAAAAGUGCAGGUGCAAGUGUUUUCUUCUGAAGUAGGCUUUUGCAUUAACUCCACUCCUUGAGUAGACUAUUCUGUUUCUUUAUUUUUUAAAUUGGUUUUCUGAUUGAAGUGCAGGCCCAGUUAAUGACACUGUAAAUAAUAAAAUCAUUCAUCAUGUUACCAAUUUUAGCAAGCCCUGCCAUAUCACAUGCCUCUGGCAGAUCACUGAACACCUCAGCUGCAAUCAAAACCUUUACAACCUCACCUCCAACUUGAGGACUGAGGCUUAAGAUGUUGACCAAGUGUGUAACUUGCCCAGGUGGGAUUCAUCCUGCUUUGAGUAAGGAGCUCCAGCACAAAUCAUGAUACCAGUUAAAGGUGAAGGACACAUAUAUUGCACAAGGGUGAUAUAGGAAAGAUAUGGGCUAGAAAACCAUCACUGUUGAGGCAGCUCUGGUUUAGAAGCACAACAUUAUAUUAGGAAGUCUUCUACUACAGUGUGAUCAACAGUGGCAUUAUUACUGCUGCCUGAGAGAGGAAUGGAGUAGCAAAGGAGGGAGUUCUGGAGCACUGCUGGGAACCACUCAGAGUGACAGGGCAGCUGAAAAGCUGCCACCACUACUUUCCUUGGCACCAUGCUGCAGCUCUGCAAAGCAAGCCUGCACCUAUUUCUCCUUUUGUUCCAGCUCAGCCUCAACCCACAUUCCCAAAUGACAGGAAAAAUAAUAUUGCAAUUACAUAUUUGAAAUCCUAACCUGAAUAAAAGCAGCAGAGCAGGGAUGACAGCCCCGAGCCUUGAUCCUCCUUUAUUCACACAGAUUCUUGCAUCUGCAUACUUCAAAGGAGAUAGUCCUGAUUUACACAGAGGUAGGUACAAGCCCAUGAAUCUUCACUUUCUAAAGAGUCAAACCCAAGUGAAGCAGGAGCCCCUGUGAGAACAGCUCAGGCUCUCCAGUAAAUCAUGUCUUUGGAGAAAGCACUUUAGCUGCUAGCAAAGCUGCAGUUUCUCAUGAGCUGUUUCCCAGGAUCAGCACAGGUGUGUUUUUAAAUGUCUGGUUCUUUUAAAAUGUAUGGCUCAGUAACAUUCUUCUUUGGUAAAUUGUUCAGGCAAUGCUUUGCUGUUUCCUCCAAGUGUGGGAAAAAUUCUCUUAGCAGGUGCUGUGUUACUUUUAUAAAAAUCUUAGAUACACAAGUUAUGAUAUAAUGCUCUAGCAUAAGACUAUUGUUCUUGGACUUCCAUUUAAAAAGGGAUAAUGACUAAAAAGUUUAGAAGUCUGCUUCCUUUAACUGUCUCAAUUUACAUAGUUAUUUGAAUUCAUGGAGAUAUUUCCUCUUAAGGAAUAGCACCUAAUUUCUUGUUAAUACACAUGGACAGUAAUUAGGAGUAUUCCUGAAAAUUAUGAACCCUUAUAAUAGUUUAUAAUCAAGCCUUUAAAAGUCAGCAAAUGGAUGCUUUGUGUUUUGUAUAGUCAUUGAACAGGAAAAAAAAUCAGCUAUAGCUGUUUAGAAUACUGAAAGGUAACAAAUGACAGCUAACUGCUACAUGACAGGAUGGGAAAGUUUACAUUAGCAAUUUUUUACUUCUCCCUCAUUUUUAUUUUACUUGGAAAACAGACAAUUCCACUUGAAAAUAUUUCUCUGAUAUUCUUCUAUUCCUUCACCUUUCUUUCAGUUUUCAGUCUCAUUUUUAAUUUUUAAAUAUUAGAGAUGCAAGAGGUUUCAAAAAGUUGGCUUUAUUUUUUAUUUUCUUAAAAAUUACCAUUUUCAGAAUGUACACAAGAAAUUAAAUGAGAAAUCAAAAUAUUAAUGCAAUAUGGCAACUUGAAUGUUGAGAAUGUUUUUGAAGCAUAAUUUGAAGAAGGAAUGCAGAUAAACCUGUCACUCUUCUACAAUCACUGAAUUAUUUGGUUUCAUUAUUCUGGGCUUAAUAGCAUUUCUCUCUAAUUAAAACAGCACUAGGAGACCUGAUUAAGGAGCACAAGCAGAGUGAUAGUAGAUUAUUUUAGGAUAACCCUGGAACCAACUCCCUUUAAUAGCAGUAAUAUAUAUACUCAACCUCAUUAAUGUCAUCUUGGGGUUUUUUGGGUUUUUUUUUUAAUUAUUAUUAUUAAAUUGUGUGUCCUCACUAAUAGUAGUUCAUAGCCUAGAAGUAUGCGUCUCUCUUGAGAAGCAUAGAUUCCAAUCCCUUAUUCUACUGGGAUUCUAUUCCCUUAUGGAAUAACAAAAAAGUCUCCCCUGUGGCAGGUGUGAAGGUGGUGCCAACACAGCAAGAACAUCUCCCACCAGCAGAGGACUGGUUGAUCUAUAUUUCUGUCAUCUUAUUUAUGCAAGUAGUAGUGAUGGCCAGAGGAUGAAAUAGAUUCAUCCAGAUUUGUAGAUAUAGGAAGAUGUGGAAAGCCUCUUUGUUGAAUUAGUAAUUACCACCAGUGGCACACACAACCCAGAAUUAGAAAUUAGCAAAGGGAGAUUUGUUCCUUUAUACAAUCAGUCACAUAUCCUUUUAAUUUUGUCUAGUCACUGUGGCCCCUGUCUCAAUUUGUCCAUCAGUUUACAUCCACAAGCUCCUUAAACUUUUGUUUAAGUUUGAGUUGAAAAUGUUGGGGCUUUUUUACAUAUUAGGUUUUAGUCAAAAAACCAUUUUUUUUAAACAAACAUUGCUGAUAUAAUGUCAUCAGGUUAUGAUAGAGAGUAGAGAUGAGGAACAAUUUAGAACCCAGAACAGACACAAACUGAGUUCAGAAUAGAAUAAUACUGUUUCUCUUCUAACAGUGUAGUCAUAGAAUUACUACACUGCAUGUAUUUAGACAAACAGGGUUUAUUAUCAAGAAAGUGCCCUGAGUUAUGCUGUAAAUUCUAAAAGAUGUAAAAAUUGAGGAAAUUAGGAUAAACCUUUGAAUUACAUACACAAAAAGAGAAGAAAAAGUUAUUUAUUCACUAUCAAUAAUUCAUAUUUUCCUACUUCCUUCCAUGGGAGGGAUGAAAUAGGAAUGAUUUGUCUUUCCAUUUUUAUGAAGUCACUGCUCCAUAUGAGUGUUACUUGGAAAUCUCUCAGGAUGAAGAAAUUUCAUGUGAACAAGCACAGCAUUCUCAAUAAUCUUGAAGUCUGCAUAAGCCAUUAGCCAGUUUUAAGGCUGGCAGUUACCCGUCAAGUAAUGAAUGCUUUCAUGUGUAUCUCACUCUGCCAGUAGAAACAUGAAGCAUUAAAAAAAAAAAACAAAAAAACAAAAAAAAAAAAAAAAAGUGAUCAAUCAACUAUAAAGAUGCUACUUGGUAUAGGGAAAAGAAAAUAUUUUCAUGGACCUGUACUUGUGCUGGUUCUCAUGCACAGAGAAGUCCUAAAUCCUGACAACCUUUUAUCUACUUUUGGAAUUCAAAAGCUCUCCAAAUUAUGCUGAAGGUCUGGUUGGUGUAUAUGGGUACAAUUCACCCCACUACCCCCACUGUCCCAGUUAUUCCCGUUUCCCAUAAGCAUAAGGAGAAGCAAACCAGCUCCCAAAGGUCUUCAUCUCUGAUUCUUAUCUGACAUUUCCCAGGAACAGUAAAGGUACAGGAUGGCCACAUCUUGUGUGGCAACAGAAAUAUGCUAGGAAAUUUUAAGCAGAUUUCUCUGGGAUAGAACCUGACCCCACAGGAAGAAAGGAUGAACUGGCUCCAGUAGCAAGGUCCAGACAUUUCUUAAGUAGCUUCUCCACAUUCUGCUAUAGUCAGGAAAGGAAAGGGAAAUCUGCUGCAGGCCAGACUAUGAGGAUGGCACAUUUCUGAAGGCAUGUCCGAAAGAAUCAAAGGGAAAAUUUUAACUCAUUCAUCCUCAUAGGAAGGUCUGCAUGAGGAGGAUGGAUACAUUUUUCCAUGUUUCCAUGGAAGCUUGGAAAGCUGCCUCCUUAUAUGUCAGGUUUGGCAGUGCUUGUGGGCAGGCAGCCCCUCAUUUCAUUUGAAGAGUGAAAAAUCAUUUUCCCACAAUUUUUCUUCCCAUUCUCCUAAAAGUUUGACAAAUGGGAAGAAAAAAUUGUCAAAUUCCAAUGCAUGAAGGCUCAUGCCGCUGACCUUCAUUGUCAAAGUGAAGAAAAUGCAAAAACUAACAAAGAAAAAAAACAAAAAAAAUACAAAACCUCUGCGUGCAAAACUUUUACUUGUAACAACUGACAUACCUGACAUAUUUUUAAUCUGCUACUAUUAAAACAGUAGCAGAUUAAUAAUAUUUUUAUGUAUUAGCAGAAACACAGUGGAGGAUUUAUCGUGACUGGAACUCUGGCAGUGGAAGAGAGAAAUAGAAGUUAAAGGCAGAAAGAAUAACCCUAAGAAAUACACCUAGGAAGGUAAAACCAGAAAUCAUUGCUACCACAGUGCAGUGAGUCAGUAGAUGCUCAUCUGGAAGACUGCAAAACUCUGGUCUAAAAGAAAGAUGAUAUUCAAUAACAGAGGAGCAGAUAAAGGCUCAUCUUAAGGGAAAGCUAAGGAAGAGCUUAGGUAAUGAGGGAAGAUGUAAAUGGGCCAGUGCAGCCAUUACUGUCUGAAUGGAGAUAACAAAGUGGUUAUCAGGGAUAUUAUUAUCAUAUUAUUAGGGAUAGCCCCAGAAAAGGAGAGUCUCAGUUCUGAAUAAAAGUUAAAAUUGGUACAAGAAUAAAUUCAGUCAGCUCUUUUAUGAACAGUUAUGUCUAUGGAAAUCAAGAAGGUUACUUUGUGGGAUGGCAAGAGGAAUAAAGAAACCUUGCUGAUUCGAGAUGAAGUUUUGUGUGUGAAAUUAAUCACACUUCAGUAUAAAUGAACAAGUACUAGUCACCUAGGCAUAAGCAUGUUUUCUAGGCAUCUUCCAUAAGGAAUGGGAAACAAAUAGCACCUGCAAAUGUUCAUUCUAGAUAUUCUAGCCACCUAAGUCAGAACAGGGAGACUCUCACUCCAUGCCUGAACUUCACCAUUGGUCACAGACAGCUAGAGUGUAUUUGGUAUCUGUCUUUUAGAUAGCUAAAGUCAGAUCAAGCAACUACCACUCUAUAUAUUUAGCAAAUGGUAUAUUGACAUAUUUAUAGUGGUGAUUACAGAGUAAAUCCAUUUCUUUGGAUAUAAUGCAAGAAUUUAUAGACAGCUCCUGUCUUAAAAUCCUUACUAUGCUGAAGUAGGAAGGCAAUUUUUCACUGGCCUCAGUGAAGCCUACCUUUUGCCUCUUAAAUAAGGUGAAAUGUAGUAGGUCAAAGUCAUAUUAAAUCUCUCUCCUCAAGGAGUGUUCUAGCCACUGAGCUGUGUUUUUUCAAAAGAAGGCAUUUAUAAUAAUGUUCAGUAAAAUGGCCAUUCAGGCAGCAUCAACAAAUAAAUAAACUUUUAUUUGACUACAAAACAAACUGGCUUGAGAUUAUAUGUGCUCAUAUGCAUUCUAUUGCACUGAUCCUGUGUACAAGUAUUUUAGAGUCUAAAUUGAUUUGCUUACCCAAUGGUGAAAAAUGCUACACAUUAAUAGCAUUUCGUGGGCCAAAUGAUUUGGAUGUGUUAUAGAACCAAGAGCUCUUCAACAAAACUGUCCUGUGACAGAGAAGUAGCCAUCAGUUACAAGUUAAAAGAAAUGUAUAAAAGGUAACUGAGAAGUGCUGGCUUUUAACAUAUAAGUUGGAUGCUGAGGUCAAAAGUACUUGUUUUUUUAUGUUAUUUAUUUACAUCUUCUGCAAAGGAACUGGGGCUGGUUCUCUGAAGGUUGACUGGAAAGACUUUUGAUAUUCACUGUAGAUUGUUUUGGAUGGUUACCUUCCAGAAAAUAUUAAUGAGAAGAAAAAAAUAUUCUGUAGAUGGAUGUAAAUACCCCUUUUUCCAGGGUUUUAACUUAGACUCACCUCCCUAUAUUGUGUAGGUCACUUUCAAUGGUUUCAUUUUACCUAUUUCUAAACAUCGCAAGUAUUUAGCUAACGAUGCUGUGGUGAGGUAUGCUUCAUUCUUCAGGUUAAUAGAGUGCACAGUUGAAAAAAACCUUCACAUGCAAAGUAUUGUUAACUGCUUGUUCAUAAAAGGAAAGGAAAUUACUACUCAGGCUGGAGAAAUUUUGAAGUUGAGAUUGUUGAUGCUCUUCAGGCUGAUAGAAAAAGAAUUCUGAAAUGAAAGGUGAGAGUUUCUGCAGGAAACGCUGUUGGGGAAAGGAUUAACAAUCCACGAAGGUCAAAUAAGGACAGCUGUCAGAAAAUCACUCAAACUAGGGAAAUAUUUUGUAAAAGGCGUGACACAGAGUUAGUGGGGUUAGAGUCAUGGUGAAAGGUGACUGAGAUAGCCAGGUGUGCUUUGGAGGGACUUUGGAGGGAUUUCUGUUCACAGAGAAUUAUGGGAAUAGCUUGUGAAACUGCACUAGCCCAUACUGCUUAAGGGUCUGGGAGUUGGAAGCAGCAUCAGAAAACAAUGGAACUGAAAUACAAGUCAGAAGGAACUGGGAACAGAAAACAGCACAACAUGGAAAACUUCUAUAAAAUGAGUCUUCUUACUGCUGGAUUUGUAACAUUGAUGAGUAUUGAAAUGGCUUUUAAACUGUAACUUAUUUUCACAGGUUGUGGCAACAUGAUUCAUUACUUCUGUUAAUUUUAAUUAUUUGAACAAAAUGUUCCUCCUUUUCUGGUGCCUAAAUCUCUAUCUGCCUACAAUCUUGAUUUACGUGCAAGCAAGGCCUUACAUCCUUAGGUAUUUCCCAAUCUAUAGAAGGAUUUAGUCCUAUCUCCUCAUAAAAUCUGGGCUCUUCCACCAGCACAGUAAGGAAUGUGGAGACAUUGUUUCUGUCUCUAGUUGAAACUGCCAAAGUUUUUUUGGUAAAUGAUGUAACUUGAUAGGUACUGAGGCCUCUUAGUUUGGGAGCUUGGUGGGCUGAUGUGGCAGAAGCAGUGAUGAUUUGUCUUUUACAUGGAAGCAGGUACUGAUCAAGGGAUUAAAAUUCACAGCAGGUGGCUUUGUGCUGAAUUGCUGGAAUGGAAUGUGUCUGAAGGAUGGUGAAGAUGUUUGAUGCUGGAGGAUGAGGAAGUUUUGCCAAGGCAUUGGUGAGGUGUCACUGUCAAAGAAGUUAGUGAAUGUAACCACAGUCACUGUAAUUCAAAAGGCAUUUGACAAAAUUUUUGUAAAGUUAUUGUGCUCUGAAUGGUGUUAAAAUAUGGAAUUUAUGUAAAAGUAAAUGAACUGAUGUUUAGUUAUUGGAAUAAGAUACAACAGAUGUAUUGUGGGAUAUAUAUAAAUGAAUGUGUAAUAUAGAUUAUUUGAGUUAUAAAAGAUGGUGCUUUGACCAUCCAUCAUUGAUUUGCUUUUACUGGGCUAAGGAAAUUGUGGAGAUGAAAAGAAAUAACAAUUUAUUAGCAAGUUUUGGAUUGUAUGAAUGUGUCUUGAUUUUUGUAAUAAAGAAUGUUAACUCUA